UCUUGCUCUCUCUCUCUCAAAACAAACAAAUAAACUUUAAAAAGACAACAAUCAGAAAGUUGGGAAACAGAAAUAGAGACCCUCCCCACCAAAUUCCAAAUUAGCCUCCCCUUUUUGGAAAGGAAUACAUACAAGUAGAUAAAGAAAUACUAAUAUUCUUGAAGUCUUAAAGUACUAUGUUCUAAGAAUUGAGCCAAUUUUAAAAAUCUCCACGUACACUCACUUGAACUGGAACAUAGUGUCUUAAAUAUUCAGAUCAGAACAUUAGAUCUGAACCAGAGUAAGAUGUCAAAACCUACUCGAACCUCAGAUUCCUCAUCAGUAAAACAGGGAUAAUAAUAGCAGCUACAUCCUUGGGUUUUUUGGAGACAUAAUGGAGUUCACACUUGCAAAGCACUCUAAACCAGUGCCUGACUCAUAGUAAGCACAAAAUACACGUUAGUGUUAUUAUUUCAGGGCUGACCUGUUCAUAGAACUUUCAGGUCGAUGGAACACUGAGGUUGCUUUGACACCCUGCCAUGGAAAAAAACCAGCUACUCCAGCCACACAAAAAGCCAACCCUGAAGUGGUAAGUGAAAAAAAAAAAAAAAAAAGCCAAGUAUGUUUCAUGUAAGUUACCUGGUUUGCGAGGGACACAGGGAGCUAUUCUGCAGCUCCUCUUCCUAAGGGAUCUCAUCUUCCCUCAUUCCUGACAGGUAAUCUAGUCUCUGCCUAAAUACCCCCAGCAGCAGGGGGUUCUCUGUUAUUGGGGAUAUGUCAUUUCAUUCACUGAUAGCCAACUCUCACUUUUUAGAUCAAUCUUUCCAUUCUAGAGUCAAAAAUCAUAUUCCUCGCGGAUGUAUCUACCUGUUAAUCCUGCCCCGGGGGGGGGGGGGGGGAACGGAAGGGAACAGACAAAGUUUCCCACACAAUUGGCAACAAUGGAACAGGACGCUACAGUGCAAUAGUGUAUCACUGUUAAAAUUCCUGAAUGUGAUCACUGUGCUGUGGGCUAUCUCUGAGAAUGUCCUUGUCCUUGGAAAUUACCCACUGAAGUGUGAAGAAGAAGAGUGGAAUGAUAUAUGCAAUAGUUCUGCAAGUGGUUCCGAAAAAAAGAACAUUAGUGUGUAAGUAGUGAGAGAGCCCCAAAAUAUUCAAAACUGGUGGAAUCUGGAUAGACGGCGUGGGAGGAUUCUACGUAGUAGUCUGGCAACUAUUCCGUAAUGCUGAAAUUAUUUCAAAACAAAAAGUUAAUUAAAACAAUCUUCCCUCUUCCAUAGGAGAGCUCUUGAAAGGCUUUGAGAACAAUGAUCACAUUUAUCUGAUGCUACUUUUCUCUUUCACUCACUUGUUCGUUCGUUCUCUCGUUCGUUCAUUCAUUCAUCCUUCGACAAAGAUCGAUUAAGCAUCUGCUUUGGGCCAGGCCGAGAGCGGGGCACUGUGGAUACAGCAGAGGAGAUAGUCCCUUCCACCGGCUCUCAUGGAACUUGGGGGCACUUGGGGGAGACCAGGGGUAAUCAGCAAGAAGUUCUAUUCUUUCUGCCUGGGAUAGAAUUGUAAAGGAAGAAUAGAGGUGGUACUAGGAGGAGCCCACAAGCAGGUUCUGAGCCUAGCCAGUGGCCCCAGCAUCUAAGGUCAUAGGGAUGCAGAGGGCAGUAAGCCAGAGAGAUUAGCACUCCUUUAUGAAAAAUCUGUUGGCCGAGGGGAAGGAUUUGUGAGCCCAGGUGAACAGCCUCGGACAAGCAUUUGACAAGUUGUUCCAUCUGUUCCCUUAAAUGUCACAGCGCGUUGAAAAGAGAUUACCUGGAUUUGAAUGACAGCUGCUGUGUCCCAGUGAUGUAACUAUGAAAGAACUGGGAUAGCCUCGGUCCCUUGGUGCAGGUUGGAACCGGUCAAUGGUAGGCGUCUUUAGCCCGCCCAUCACAAAGCUGGGGACUGUCCCAGGUCCCAGAGCCCCAGCGGCACCCCUGCCUCUGCUCUCGCCCCCAUCGAUCCCAGGACCUUUGCCACACACACAGUUGAGCUUGGGUUUGGGUUGUGCCUAGAAGAGUCCUGAGAACAGAGACCCCAACAGGAACCAAGGCAGUUUCUGUAAUAGGAUGUGCCUUAUAGCUUAGAUAGCUAGGCUUUGGAGUUAGAUGGACCUGUUUUCAAAACGUGACCUCACCUAAGCUGUGUUACCUUAGGCUCCUUUCUUAACCUCUCUGAGUGCCCGUCUCUAUUAAACGUAGCGGCCCACGGGCUAGGGUGGAAGAUUAAGGGAGUGUGUAAAGAGGAUGCGAAGCCCUUGACCCGAUGCCUGGGACUUUGGAACGGUCAAUAAAUAUUUAUUCCCCUCCACCUCUUUUGGGCGGAGGAGGCAGAACCAGUCUGAGCAAGACUCACACGCCUUGAGGUUUUAAACAGGAGGUUUUAAAAUGCAACUUUGGUCUUUUCAUGGAGCGACAACGCAUGGAAAACAGAACAAAAACAGGCAUGCAACAGAGACUCAGACUUUACAAGGAUCACUGCCCUUAACCUUCACAGUAACAUCGGAGCCGGAUGCAAUGAUACACUCUGUUUACAGGUGUGGAAACUGAGGCACAGGAGGAUUAAGAAACUGAGAACUCAGUGACAGACGCCCAAAUGGAAGCUAAUUGGUCCGGCGGAGCCUGAGGGGCACCACAGAAGCCCUCUGCAGGCCUCUUUUCAUUCAAAACUGCUCUCUUUCCCCAGGGGUAACCACCACCCUGACUUUUCUGGGCCGCGGAGACCGGAAGGCGGCAUCCGCAGCUGGCAAGGCCCGAGGGUCCGCAGCCCACCGAGCCGAGCACAGGCCAUCAAAGCCGAAUCCGAACUUGAAUUCUGUGCGGCUGAUUGCAGAGCUGGUCUCGGAUCGGCGACCCCCCCCCCACCCGCCCCGGUGGACAGAGAUCGGCUGUUAGCCUGGAGACGAGCUUUCUCGCGGAGGCCACCGGUUGCAGAAGCUGGAAGUGAAAUAAAGGCGCGCGCGCGCCCGUUCCUGCGCUCCUCCCCUACUGAGAUAGGAGAGUCCCCCAGCACGCCUGCACAUUAGGCUAACCCACAAAGCCUGAGCGUCUUGUUCCAUUCGGACACCCCGACCGUCAUCAGUCAUGGCUAGCAUCAUUGCGCGCAUGGGUAAUAGCCGGCGGCAGAACGCACCCUUGCCGCCGUGGGCCCAUUCUAUGCUGAGGUCCCUGGGGAGAAGCCUCGGCCCUUUAAUGGCCAGCGUGGCAGAGAGAAAUAUGAAGUUGUUCUCGGGGAGGGUGGUGCCAGCCCAGGGGGAAGAAACCUUUGAAAACUGGCUCAUCCAAGUCAAUGGGGCCCUGCCGGAUUGGAAUAUGUCUGAGGAGGAGAAGCUCAAGCGCUUGCUGAAAACGCUUCGAGGCCCCGCCAGGGAGGUCAUGCUUUUGCUGCAGGCAGCCAACCCCAAUCUAAGUGUGGCCGAUUUCUUGCGUGCCAUGAAAUUGGUGUUUGGAGAAUCGGAAAGCAGUGUGUCGGCUCACGGUAAAUUUUUUAACACCCUGCAGGCGCAAGGGGAGAAAGCCUCCCUUUAUGUGAUCCGUUUAGAGGUGCAGCUCCAGAAUGCUAUUCAGGCGGGGAUCAUAGCUCAGAAAGAUGCAAACCAGACCCGCCUGCACCAGCUCCUUUUAGGGGCCGAGCUGAACGGGGACCUGCGCUUUAGGCUGAAGCAUCUUCUCAGGAUGUAUGCAAAUGAGCAGGAGCGCCUCCCCAGUUUCCUCGAGUUGAUCAAGAUGGUCAGGGAGGAAGAGGAUUGGGAUGACACUUUCCUUAAACAGAAACGGCCCAAAAGAUCCGAGUCACUGGUGGAGAGGGCCACCAGCCUGAUGGCAUUUCAGGGCUCCCCGCAGAUAGUGGUCGGCAGUCCCGACUGCAACGUGAUAGAGAUAGAUGAUGCCCUCGAUGACUCAGAUGAGGAUGUGAUCCUGGUGGAGUCUCAGGACCCUCCACUGUCAUUCACGGCUUCUCCGCUCCCCAGACGCAGGGCCAGACCUCGGGACCAAGUGCUAGUCAUCGAUUCCCCUAGCAGUUCCCGGGCUCAGUCUCCUUCCACCAGCGGGGGUUCUGGGCAUAAGAAUGAUGGUUCUAGGCACCUGCGUAGAACCCGGAAGCGAAAACACACAAUCCGCUGCUCCUACUGCGGCGAGGAGGGCCACUCAAAGGAAACCUGUGACAAUGACAGCAGCCGGGCCCAGGUGUUUGAGAAUCUGAUCAUCACCCUGCAGGAGCUGACCCAUACAGAGGAGGAGGGACCCAGAGAGGCCCCUGGCCAACAAGAUGACCCUUCUGAGCUGCAGUGAGCUGGUGUCCCCUAGCCUUAAAUGAACCCUAACCCAUAUUCUGAGUCCAGCAAUGGGACAACUGGGGAGGGGCGCUUCUAAUUGCAUGAAUCCACAAAGCAGCUUUCCUUUGGGAGUGGAGUAGAGAGGGUCUUGAAUACCAGCACAGUGGAGGGAGACAGCCUGACCUCUGUCCUUGCUUCCCCAGCCCCCCUGCCUAAGGGCCUGUUUUCUUUGUGCGCUCAUUUCCUCGCUGGCUCUGUUCUCUUUGUGAAAGUGGCAUCAUUCAUUGUUAAAUCUUCAAACAAAGAAAAGUACAAGAAAGUAAAGUACAAGUUACCCCCAGCUCUCCACCCCGAUCUAACCGUCGUCAUCCCUUUGAUGGACGUCCUUCUAGAUACUUCCCUAUACCUGUGUACCCAGAUAGAUGUAUGUAUAGAUAAAAAUGAUCACAUAGAAGUGCUGUUCUAUAGUCUGUAUUUUUUCACCAAAUGAUAUAUGUCGUGGGCUUCUUUCUAUGUCAAUAAAUAUUUAUCAGCAUCGAU
This is a messenger RNA of Lynx canadensis (Canada lynx), 4825 nucleotides long. It is a transcript of the gene ZCCHC12, whose product is annotated as zinc finger CCHC-type containing 12. The record is from RefSeq and is a predicted model, not a curated record. Bases 3093 to 4301 code for a protein of 402 amino acids. The transcript is spliced from 5 exons. Gene Ontology annotation, cellular component: nucleus. NCBI's taxonomy places the organism in Eukaryota, Metazoa, Chordata, Mammalia, Carnivora, Felidae.